This is a messenger RNA of Cornus florida, 527 nucleotides long. RefSeq lists its product as uncharacterized. The coding region runs from base 138 to 527 and encodes 129 amino acids. The record is from RefSeq and is a predicted model, not a curated record. NCBI's taxonomy places the organism in Eukaryota, Viridiplantae, Streptophyta, Magnoliopsida, Cornales, Cornaceae. The transcript has 5 exons.
CCGUAUUGUUAAUGUCCGGACCAAUUUCCCUCGCAAUCACGUGUUUACAUCUUUCAAAAAUGCUCUGAACCAAACUGAACUUCUCUUCCUUUCUCUCUGGUGUUAAACCCUAGCAAGAUUUUUGGCAAUCUCUACUCAUGGUUGUCAUCCAUCAUUGUGUAACCCAUCAGUCUACCCAUAAGUUCUCUGCAAUAGAAGAUUCAUCAGAAGUUUGCACUCUCAAGUUUUCGCACUGUGUGGAGUUGGAAUCGUGUCUAGGGUUUCUGCAACGCGAGAGCUUUUCGACGACCAUUUACAUAUCAGUUGGUACUCUAAGAAUGACAUCAUUGCUCUGGUGUUGGUUUGCAUUCAAGGGACAAGUGGGCAGCACAAAGACGACUGACAACAGCCCAACAGCGACCAAGUACUGCAAUUUUAAUGGAAAUCUUUUUCGUCAGAACAAACGGAGUGUUGUUUAUACGGUUCGAUCAAGUACUGAGUCCAUGCUGUUUUAUCGUGAUAAAAUCAUCUUAGAAGUUAUGUUUUAA